This is a messenger RNA of Dromaius novaehollandiae (emu), 2774 nucleotides long. RefSeq names its product phosphodiesterase 4C (gene PDE4C). Gene Ontology annotation, molecular function: 3',5'-cyclic-AMP phosphodiesterase activity. The transcript is spliced from 14 exons. Gene Ontology annotation, cellular component: cytosol; nucleus; perinuclear region of cytoplasm. The coding region runs from base 203 to 2107 and encodes 634 amino acids. The record is from RefSeq and is a predicted model, not a curated record. Gene Ontology annotation, biological process: signal transduction. NCBI's taxonomy places the organism in Eukaryota, Metazoa, Chordata, Aves, Casuariiformes, Dromaiidae.
CGCGUCCGAGCCGGGUCCGAGCCGCGUCCCCUCUCUCCCGCGCAGCUUCGACCUGGAGAAUGGCCUGUCGGGCCGGGGCGCGCUGGAGCUGCAGGCCGGCCCGGGCUCGGCGCUGGUGCUGCAGGGCAGCUGCGCCCACGGCCAGCGCCGCGAGUCCUUCCUCUACCGCUCCGACAGCGACUACGACCUGUCCCCGAAAGCCAUGUCCCGCAACUCCUCCAUCGCCAGCGACCUGCAUGGGGAAGACAUGAUCGUCACGCCGUUCGCCCAGGUCCUGGCCAGCCUUCGCACCAUCCGCAGCAACUUCGCCGUGCUGACGCACCUCCAGGACCGCGCCGGCACCAAGCGAGCGUCAAGCAGCAGCCUGCCCUCCGUGAGCAAGGCCAGCCUCUCCGAGGAUGCCGCCCAGAAGCUCUCCGUGGAGACGCUGGAGGAGCUGGACUGGUGCUUGGACCAGCUGGAAACGCUGCAGACGAGGCACUCGGUCAGCGAGAUGGCCUCCAACAAGUUUAAGCGGAUGCUGAACAGGGAGCUGACGCACCUCUCGGAGACCAGCCGCUCGGGGAACCAGGUGUCCGAGUACAUCUCCAGCACCUUCCUGGACAAGCAGCAUGAGGUGGAGAUCCCCGCGCCCCUGCCCAAGGACAAGGACAAGGAGCGGAAGAAGCGCCCCAUGUCGCAGAUCAGCGGCGUGAAGAAGCUCACGCACGGCUCCAGCCUCGCGGCCGCCGGCAUCCCCCGCUUCGGGGUCCGCACGGCCCAGGAGGGGCUGCUGGCCAAGGAGCUGGAGGACACCAACAAGUGGGGCCUCGACGUGUUCAAGAUCGCCGAGUACUCGGGCAACCGCCCGCUCACGGUCAUCAUGUACAGCAUCUUCCAGGAGCGCGACCUGAUGAAGACCUUCCGCAUCCCGGCCGACACCUUCAUCACCUACAUGAUGACGCUGGAGGACCACUACCACGCCGACGUGGCCUACCACAACAGCACCCACGCCGCCGACGUGGCCCAGUCCACGCAUGUCCUCCUCUCCACGCCGGCGCUGGAGGCCGUCUUCACGGACCUGGAGAUCAUGGCUGCCAUCUUCGCCAGUGCCAUCCACGACGUUGAUCACCCUGGUGUCUCCAACCAGUUCCUCAUCAACACCAACUCGGAGCUGGCGCUGAUGUACAACGACUCCUCGGUGCUGGAGAACCACCACCUGGCCGUGGGCUUCAAGCUGCUCCAGGAGGAGAACUGCGACAUCUUCCAAAACCUCAGCAAGAAGCAGAGGCAGUCACUCCGCAAAAUGGCCAUUGACAUGGUGCUGGCCACGGACAUGUCCAAGCACAUGAACCUGCUGGCAGAUUUGAAAACCAUGGUGGAGACGAAGAAGGUGACCAGCCUGGGCGUCCUGCUGCUGGACAACUACUCUGACCGGAUCCAGGUCCUGCAGAACAUGGUGCACUGCGCCGACCUCAGCAACCCCACCAAGCCGCUGGAGCUGUACCGCCAAUGGACCGACCGCAUCAUGGUGGAGUUCUUCCGCCAGGGCGACCGGGAGCGGGAGAAGGGCAUGGAGAUCAGCCCCAUGUGCGACAAGCACAACGCCUCCGUGGAGAAGUCCCAGGUGGGCUUCAUCGACUUCAUCGCCCACCCGCUGUGGGAGACCUGGGCCGACCUGGUGCACCCCGACGCCCAGGAGAUCCUGGACACGCUGGAGGACAACCGGGAGUGGUACCAGAGCAUGAUCCCGCACAGCCCGUCCCCGCCGCCCGAGGAGCACGGUGCCGCCCCGGCCGCCGGCCCCGACAAGUUCCAGUUCGAGCCGACGCUGGAGGAGGAGGGCGAGUCGGACGCGGAGCCGGACGGGGCCGAGAGCCCCCUGGACGAGGACUACAGCGGCUCCAAGACGCCGGCCAUGGACGACUCGGAGUCGGCCGAGGCCGAGCGCCUCUCGCCCGGCUCCGGGGAGCGGGACUCGCGCCUCGGGGACGUGGACAACAGGCGGGCGCUGGAGAGGACGCUGGCGAAGGACGUCGGCGCCGGGCGCCCCGAGGGCAGCCAGGGGAGCCGGGAGCUGUGCCUGGACACGGAGGGGAACGUCACAUUCCUGCCGCUGGGCACGUAGCCGCCCGGACCCGUCCCACUGCCACCGCGGGAGACGCACGGGGACUGCACCACCCCUGCCGCAGCCGCCAGAGGGGCCGGGGCGGCCGUCGGGACAUGUCCGGACCCCGAAGCCACGUCACCACCACGGUGGGCUCUGCUUGCGGCGUUGUCCCCACACGGAUGGGCAGGUACCGAUGGGCACGAGGACGCUGUUGGCCCUCUCCCCGCAACGACCGUCCCCCCGAGCCCACCCCGCGCCCCCCCAGCGCCUCGUCCCGCAGGAACAGGCCCAUGCAGAAGCGUUUCGGUGGCCUCUCACCACAUGCCAGCGGAGGGGUGAGAACAGGCACGAGGGACCCCGGGUCGGGGCACGCCGGGUCCGGCCGGGCGCCGGGGCAGGACACGGGGCUGCUUUGGCACUAGCCGGUGGUUUAUUUAUUUGGGGACAGGUUCACUUUUUAAAGCCAUUUUGUAGCUCACUUUUUAAUACAAGCCUCACCUAGGUGCACUCACACGUGUUUCCGUGGCAGAAACCGGUCUGGCUGCGAUCGGCACUCGAAAUGCUGCAUUUACACUUUGCACUUUGGGCCCCGUGCGUCCGCGGGGGCCGGGGCAGCCCCUCUCUGGGGUCGUUUCGGGUUCUUCCUUCACCCUCCAGAUAUUAAACCUGGUUUGUUCCCUGGAAA